Molecule: messenger RNA, 3634 nt
Organism: Neopelma chrysocephalum (saffron-crested tyrant-manakin)
Lineage: Eukaryota; Metazoa; Chordata; Aves; Passeriformes; Pipridae
Gene: LBR
Product: lamin B receptor
Exons: 14
Coding region: 1447-3270 (607 amino acids)
Biological process (GO): sterol biosynthetic process
Cellular component (GO): nuclear inner membrane
Molecular function (GO): oxidoreductase activity, acting on the CH-CH group of donors, NAD or NADP as acceptor
Source: RefSeq, a predicted model, not a curated record
AUACAUGGGUUUUCCCAUUAAUAAGAUUGUCCAUUACUUUUGAGUCAGAGGAUAAUAUUUGCACUUGCUUAAACUUAUUUAUUAAUCAGGAAUUUCAUAUCAGUGGUAUCUACAUCGGGCUGAAUUACGUAACAUUGAUUUAGUUGCAGGUCUUCCAACCACAUUUUUCAACCUCUUAAAACUAACCAGCUCCUUUUUAGAACCAAGUUGGAGGAGGGAAAGGUCUUCCUGCCUUUCACAAGACUUAAAUCAUCAGGUUACCUCUUCUUUGGGCUGUUUUUAUGUUUGCAUACAAAACUGUUGGAUUUUGAAGUCUAGCAGAGAAUUGCAUUUCAUUAUCCCUGUGAAAUUAUAUCUAAAUUUUGAAGGGGUUAUUAAAAAUUGUAAAAAUCAGUGUACGUGUCUUUAAUAACAACUUUUGAAAAAAUGUUUCCCUUUUGCAAAAAGGACUUACCCUCCAAAGAUUCUGUAUUUCACACCUUUGUCUGAGGAUCUGCCAGCUUUGUUCUGGUCAGGCUCUAAAUUUACAGAUGAUGGCUGAGGUGCUCCAGGUCAAGAGAAGAAACAGUUGGCUGGAGUGUAGGAAGUACAACAGCAGAGAGGAAAUGAAGUCAUGUGUGAGGUUAUGACAUCUAGUGAAAGCUGGAGGACCAGUAUUUAGACUAUUUGUGGAAGAGAAGGAAAAAGCUGUAACUGGGGGAGGCUGGGGAAAGAGCAGUAGUAGACAUGGAUCUGCUGAAAAACUGUCUUUUGAGUGAGAAAACCGGCCAAGGAGACAUUAUGGGGAUUGAGAUCAGGCUUGAGCCCAGAGGUGGCAAAGAGGAACUGGAACUGCUUGGGUGAACAAGGGCGGAAAAGACAGGAAAUCCUGAAAGAAUUAAAGAAUGGGGAGAUAAGGAGAGAAUGAAGAAUUUGAAAUGAAAAUAUGGAAGUUGUAUUUCAUGGAGUCAUCAGAAACAGGGCUGUGUAUUUGAGUGGGUUAAACUGACUGGGAUAAAACAGUCGAAGGAGUGGGAAUUCAGAAAGAAUAAGACAUUAACAGGAAACUGGGAUGAGAAACACUAGUUAGAAGGCAGAGGAGCUGGAAGAGCAUGUGCCUACAAGCACAGACUAGAACUCUGAUAAUUUUUCCAACUGGCAAGUGUCAGUGAAAUCAAAUUAUAAAACUUACUCUUUUUUCUCCUGCAAAUGUUUUACAGCAGAGGAGGUGGCCAGAGGCCAGAUGUUUCUGUUCUGAAGCAGUUAGGAAUAUUAGUGGUAAAAUCCAUAUGAGGAAGUUUUGCUGAGUUUUUAGUUUCUUUGACUUGGAGAGCUACACAGGUGUAAAAACUUAACAGCAGCAGCUUUGGAAAAUGCCAGAAUGAAUGUUGAUUUUAAAAAACCUCACUGAGCCCCAUCCUCCAAGAAUCUAAUCUAACUUUUCCCUGCAGGGAUUCUUUUUGGAAAAUGCCAAGCCGGAGGUAUGCUGAUGGCGAGGUGGUGAUGGGCCGUUGGCCAGGAAGUGUCCUGUACUAUGAAGUACAAGUGACCAGUUAUGAUGAUGUUGCUCAUCUUUAUACUGUCAAGUACAAAGAUGGAACUGAACUUGCACUGAAAGAAAGUGAUAUAAGGUCUCAGUCAUCAUUCAAGCACAGGAAGAGCCAGUCUUCUUCAAGUUCUCCCUCCAGAAGAAGCACCAGCAGAUCUCGAUCCAGGUCUCCUGGUCGGCCAGGGAGAGGGAGGCGUCGUUCUACUUCCCAAAGCAGAGAACAUAAAGAUGACAAAAAGAAAGCCGUUCAGGAAACCAGCAUAGCUCUACCAGCGAAGCCCAGUGAGAAUAACACCAAAAGGUACAACGGUGAACCUGAAAAUACGGAAAAAAAUGACACAUCCUGCAUAAUCUUGGAGCAAAAGUUAAAACCAGACCUGGAAGUAAAGCACUUUGAACAGUACAGCCUGCGUUCAAGGAAAGAUGAAAAGAAGAAAGAAGAGACAUAUUCGGAGAAAAAGAUAUUUACGACAUUAAAAACAAUUGAGAAAGCACCGUCAAAAACAAAGGAGCUGGAGUUUGGGGGAAGAAUUGGGACCUUCAUGCUGAUUUUUCUCCUGCCUGCUACUGUAUUCUACUUGCUGUUGAUGUGUAAACAAGAUGACCCCAGUCUUAUGAACUUCCCUCCUCUCCCAGCACUUGAAAGUCUUUGGGAGACAAGGGUGUUUGGUAUUUUUCUUCUAUGGUUUUUCCUUCAAGCUCUGUUCUACUUGCUGCCAAUUGGAAAGGUUGUAGAAGGCCUCCCUCUUUCAAAUGGAAAGAAACUACAGUACCGGAUAAAUGGGUUUUAUGCUUUUAUUUUCACUGCUGCAGCUACUGGAAUUUUAUUAUACUUUCAAUUUGAACUUCAUUAUUUGUAUGAUCACUUCCUGCAGUUUGCAGUGUCAGCUGCAGCUUUUUCUUUGGCAUUGAGCAUUUAUCUGUAUGUUCGGUCCCUGAAAGCACCUGAGGAAGAACUAGCACCAAGUGGAAAUUCUGGGUAUUUCAUUUAUGAUUUUUUUAUUGGACAUGAAUUAAACCCUCGUAUUGGCAGUUUUGACCUCAAAUACUUCUGUGAGUUGCGUCCAGGAUUAAUUGGCUGGGUUGUUAUAAACUUGGCAAUGCUCUUGGCUGAGAUGAAGAUACACAAUCUAAGUAUGCCAUCCCUGUCAAUGAUACUUGUGAACAGCUUUCAGCUUCUGUAUGUGGUGGAUGCUCUUUGGAACGAGGAAGCCGUUUUGACUACAAUGGAUAUUACCCAUGAUGGAUUUGGAUUCAUGCUGGCAUUUGGAGAUUUGGUGUGGGUUCCAUUUGUCUACAGUCUGCAGGCCUUCUAUUUAGUGGGUCAUCCUACUGUGAUUUCUUGGCCUGUUGCUGCCGCAAUUGCUGUUGUGAACUGUAUUGGGUAUUACAUAUUCCGUAGUGCAAAUUCUCAGAAAAAUAAUUUCCGAAGGAAUCCCGCAGAUCCCAAAUUGGCCAAUCUGAAAUUUAUACCCACUGCAACUGGAAAAGGACUUCUUGUCACGGGUUGGUGGGGUUUUGUUCGUCACCCUAAUUAUCUCGGUGACAUCAUCAUGGCUCUAGCAUGGUCCCUACCCUGUGGUUUUAACCACAUUUUGCCGUAUUUCUACGUGAUAUAUUUCAUCUGCUUGCUUGUUCAUCGAGAAGCUCGUGAUGAACAUCAUUGUAAGCAAAAAUAUGGAUUGGCAUGGGAAAGGUAUUGCCAGCGUGUACCAUACCGCAUAUUUCCUUACAUCUACUAGAGCACUCCAGAUUCCUGAUUGGAAAGUUACUUCUAAAGUUAGUUUCUUUGCAGAUAAAAUAUACCUCUUACCUUUGCACUUGGUCAUUUGUCAUUUAGGCUUUUAAAAAAAAAAAAAGGCCAAACUUUGGAGUGCAUCAAAGGUAUUUACAAGUAAACUUAAAUACAUGAGUUAUGUGAACUGACUGGCUGUGACUUCAAUUCUUAAAAUAUUGUGAAUUUUAAAAACUCUUGGAGCCCUAAUUUUUCAAGCUAAAUUUUAUCUAGAAUUCCGAGUUUACAUUUUUUUUUUAUUGCGUUUAAUUAAGCACUGUGAUGUAAAGUAUAUUAUUUUCUUAAUACAAUAAAUGCUGAAAUUCCAUCCA